This is a messenger RNA of Aureobasidium namibiae CBS 147.97, 819 nucleotides long. RefSeq lists its product as uncharacterized. The record is from RefSeq and is a predicted model, not a curated record. Bases 1 to 819 code for a protein of 272 amino acids. NCBI's taxonomy places the organism in Eukaryota, Fungi, Ascomycota, Dothideomycetes, Dothideales, Saccotheciaceae. The transcript has a single exon.
AUGUUUCUCUCUCGCGCAGCCAAACGGGCGUGCUGUCUGGACUCACGACUUCUGCCGCCGACCUUCCUGCUCCCAUUCACAGCACACCUGAGCAGCGUUUCACACACGACAGACCCAUCAAACACUCCCGAAGUCCUUCUCAACUCCUCCGCCGCAAAAGUCGACUCUCCUCCCACGUCGACAACUCCUACAUCUACUCCCGUAUCGGCCAGCCAUGCUCCAGCAUCCGCCCCCAAGCUACCCACACCUUCUCAAUCGCCUCCGGCCUUGAGCGAUUCUGUCCGCGAACUUUUGCCCGUACUCCGCGCCCAGGGCCCUCACUACAUCACCGCACACAUUUAUGAUCGUCCAUAUCUUCUCACCGAGGGCGACACUCUGCGCGUACCAUUUCUCAUGCAUGGCGUCCAACCCGGCGACAUCCUGCGCCUGACCCACGCAUCAGCACUCGGUUCGCGAGACCUGACCCUCAAGGCGGGCACCCAGCCUGGCAACCCUCGUUCGCCAACCGCAUCCACCAUCUCGGUUGUCGAUCCUACACCUGGUAGCGUCUUGACCACCGAGAGCAGAAAGAUGCCUGACGGAGGUCACUUCGUGCCACAUCUUGCCAAAGGCAAACACAUCUAUGUCGAUGACAGACUAUUUGUGUGCAGAGCUACUGUCAUGGGCACCGAAGCUGAGCCCAUGCGUAUCAAGGAGAAGACGAAGCGUAGACAGAGAAGAGUCAAGACGGUCAAGAGCAAGCACCGAUUCACUGUACUCAAAAUCAAGGAGCUUAGGAUAAAGGGCUUGGACGAGAUUGAGAGCGGUCUCGAUGCUUGA